CGUCACUCGUCACGUGACGCCUGGCAGUGCCGCGAGGGGUCGGCGGUGGCUCUCGCUCCCGCUGGCACGGUCUGCGCACGGGUGAUUCCCGCCGAAUGAAGCGCACUGAGGCGUGAUGGCGAGGGCCUAGGGGAAGGCACAGACAGGCCUGGACGCCGCCUGUAGCUGCCUUCGGCCUCCCGGCCUCUGCGCUCCUUCCUGCGCCGUUGCUAGGCAGCCGCAUCUGGGCGCGGGAGGCAGGGCGGGCUAAUGCGGAAAGGUACGGGUGCCGGGGAGGGGCUGUGAUUGCAGAGGGUCCGGGUGUCUGGCAGAGGGCUAUGGAGCAGUACUGCAUCCUGGGCCGCAUUGGGGAGGGCGCGCACGGCAUCGUCUUCAAGGCCAAGCACGUGGAGACUGGAGAGAUCGUUGCCCUCAAGAAGGUGGCCCUGCGGCGGCUGGAGGAUGGCAUCCCCAACCAGGCCCUGCGGGAGAUCAAGGCCUUGCAGGAGAUCGAGGACAGUCAGUAUGUGGUACAGCUGAAGGCCGUGUUCCCGCAUGGCGCAGGCUUCGUGCUGGCCUUCGAGUUCAUGCUGUCAGAUCUGGCUGAGGUGGUGCGCCACGCCCAGAGGCCGCUGACCCAGGCGCAGGUCAAGAGCUACGUGCAGAUGCUGUUCAAGGGGGUCGCUUUCUGCCAUGCCAACAACAUUGUACAUCGGGACCUGAAACCAGCCAACCUGCUUAUCAAUGCCUCGGGCCAGCUCAAGAUAGCGGACUUUGGCCUGGCCCGGGUCUUUUCCCCAGAUGGCAGCCGUCUCUACACACACCAGGUGGCCACCAGGUGGUACCGAGCCCCUGAGCUCCUGUAUGGUGCCCGCCAGUAUGAUCAGGGUGUCGACCUGUGGUGAGACGCCUAUGGGCUGGGCAAGGGGGAGUGUGGGUCGUUGGGUCACCUUUUCCUCCUGGGCUUUGAGGUCUCUAAGCCAUUUGGGGGUUUUCCUGCUGUGAGCUCUAGGUUGCCAUGGGGGUGUCUCCCCUGGUUAGAGUAUCUCU
Molecule: messenger RNA, 1029 nt
Organism: Balaenoptera musculus (blue whale)
Lineage: Eukaryota; Metazoa; Chordata; Mammalia; Artiodactyla; Balaenopteridae
Gene: CDK20
Product: cyclin dependent kinase 20
Exons: 5
Coding region: 318-884 (188 amino acids)
Biological process (GO): protein phosphorylation
Cellular component (GO): nucleus
Molecular function (GO): cyclin-dependent protein serine/threonine kinase activity; ATP binding
Source: RefSeq, a predicted model, not a curated record